Phytophthora infestans T30-4 is the source of this 288-nucleotide messenger RNA. Its product is annotated as PcF and SCR74-like cys-rich secreted peptide, putative. Lineage: Eukaryota; Oomycota; Peronosporomycetes; Peronosporales; Peronosporaceae. The coding region runs from base 1 to 288 and encodes 95 amino acids. The record is from RefSeq and is a predicted model, not a curated record. The transcript has a single exon.
AUGAGUUGCUUCAGCUGUACCAACGACUCAAAUGACACAAAGCACAUUCUGCUAUUUGACAGCUCAAACUCAAUUGCGUCUGAAACGAUGAACCUGGGAAUUUACGCUGUUGCUGCUUUAUCCGCGAUGAUCGCCACGACAACCAACGCUCAGCAGCUCUGCUCGGAUUCAGGCUGCGCGUAUGUCUAUUCGGAAUCAAAUUUGAAGACCAGUGAGUGCUGCCGAAAGCAAAGUAUGAGCUUUAACGAGUGCUGCAGGGUCAGUUGCAACUUUGUCUCCCCGUGCUGA